AUGUGGGUAAUUAAGAAGUAUGUCAUAACAAUAAUCAAUGUUCUUAAGGAGAAGCCUUUCAAACCGUCGGAAUCAUGCGAAGUAAUAAUUCGACAAAAAUAUGACAAAACGAUAAAGAAAUACGCAGUAUGGUAUUAUGGCCUCGUUCAAGUAACAGUCAUAUGCAUAAUUUUAAAUGCUAUUUUUAUGGAUUUUAUGGAAGGAAACUUGACAUACAAAGCAUGGGUGCCAUUCGACUACACAUUACCUAUUAUAUUUUUGUUAAUAUUUACUCAUCAAAUAAUAGGCAUGUCAAUCUGUGCGGCUGUAAACGUUGCCUGUGAUAGCCUGAUAACCGGACUCCUGCAGGAAAUCUGCUGUCAGUUCGAGAUUCUGGAAUAUCGAUUGACGAAAAUCUUACACGAAAAACAUAUUCUUCACGAUUGUGUACGUCACCACAAUCGUAUAUAUGAAUACGCUCGUAUAGUAAAUCGCAGGUUUGCGAAAAUAAUUGCUCUCCAGUUCGCAGUAAGCAUGCUAGUAGUGUGUGCUAAUUUAUAUAAAUUGGCUGCUAUUUCUCUCUUGAUGAUUAAUGGAAGCCUUGUUACACUAAUACUAUAUACGGCCUGCAUGUUAUCACAGAUCUUCCUCUAUUGUUGGUUUGGAAAUGAACUCAAAUUAAGAAGUACCAAAGUAGCAAACAGCAUAUACAAUAUAAAGUGGCAGGAGCUUGAUAAUGAAAAUAAAAAAUCUCUUCUGUUAAUUAUGAGACGUUCAAUGAUUCCCAUUGAAUUUAAGAGCGCGGUUGUCAUUACAUUAAAUCUUGACUCGUUUGUAGUUUUACUUAAAACAUCGUAUUCGGCUUAUAAUAUAUUAAAACGCGCUCAGCAAGGUUGA
Messenger RNA from Acromyrmex echinatior (Panamanian leafcutter ant), 876 nucleotides. RefSeq names its product odorant receptor 46a-like. Gene Ontology annotation, cellular component: plasma membrane. NCBI's taxonomy places the organism in Eukaryota, Metazoa, Arthropoda, Insecta, Hymenoptera, Formicidae. Gene Ontology annotation, biological process: sensory perception of smell; detection of chemical stimulus involved in sensory perception of smell. The record is from RefSeq and is a predicted model, not a curated record. Gene Ontology annotation, molecular function: olfactory receptor activity; odorant binding.